AAGAGUUGUAAUUGGAGUAUGAUUUUGAAAUUUAUUUAAUUUCGGCGUUAUAGGUUUGUUGCCAAGAAUCUCAGUUUUGGCAGUAGAUUGUCAACAUGGCAAGUACUUCUUCAGAGCAAAAUAAUGUUGCGCAAAAAACAUGGGAAAUGUCAAAUAAUAUUGAAACAAUAAGUACUGUUGACGAGAUCUAUAGAUAUGAUCGUAAGGAGCAACAGGACAUAUUGGCUGCAAAGCCAUGGGAAAAGGACCCUCACUUCUUUAAGGACAUAAAAAUUUCUGCAUUGGCACUGUUAAAAAUGGUAAUGCAUGCUCGUUCUGGGGGAACUUUAGAAGUUAUGGGUCUUCUUCUUGGAAAAGUAGCAGCAAAUACAAUGAUUGUUAUGGAUUCCUUUGCGUUACCUGUGGAAGGCACGGAAACAAGAGUUAAUGCUCAAGCACAGGCUUAUGAAUAUAUGUCAGCAUAUGUAGAAGCAGCUAAACAGGUUGGAAGACAAGAAAAUGCGAUUGGAUGGUAUCAUAGUCACCCUGGGUAUGGUUGUUGGUUAUCAGGUAUUGACGUGUCUACGCAAAUGCUAAAUCAAAAUUUCCAAGAGCCUUUUGUUGCUAUCGUUAUCGAUCCUGUGAGAACAAUAUCUGCCGGUAAAGUUUGCUUAGGUGCAUUUAGAACUUUUCCAAAGGGAUAUAAACCAGCAAAUGAAGAACCAUCAGAAUAUCAAACAAUUCCAUUAAAUAAAAUUGAAGAUUUUGGUGUUCACUGCAAACAAUAUUAUUCGUUAGAAGUAUCUUAUUUUAAAUCAUCAUUAGAUAGACGUCUACUAGACUCCUUAUGGAAUAAAUAUUGGGUGAAUACAUUGAGUUCUUCUAGCCUAUUAACAAAUGCAGACUAUACUACGGGACAGAUAUUUGAUUUAUCAGACAAGUUAGAACAGUCCGAAGUUGCACUUGGAAGAGGAUUUAUUUUAGGUGGAACGGAUCCUCAUGAUCGAUGUUCAGUAGAAAAACUAAUUAAAGCCACGAAAGAUAGUUGUAAAACGACUAUUGAAAUUAUUCACGGUUUGAUGGCACAAAUAAUUAAAGAUAGAUUAUUUAAUCAAGUUGGUUGUAACAACGCAAUCGAGGCUCAAAAGCAGCAACAACAGUGAAUUCUGUGUAUAAAGUACAAAUAUAAUAGGAGUGAUUAUAAUGUACGUAAUAUGUAAUUAAUGUAUGGAAAAUUUAUAAUAACAACAAU
Dufourea novaeangliae is the source of this 1231-nucleotide messenger RNA. It is a transcript of the gene CSN5, whose product is annotated as COP9 signalosome complex subunit 5. NCBI's taxonomy places the organism in Eukaryota, Metazoa, Arthropoda, Insecta, Hymenoptera, Halictidae. Bases 96 to 1142 code for a protein of 348 amino acids. The record is from RefSeq and is a predicted model, not a curated record. Gene Ontology annotation, cellular component: COP9 signalosome; cytoplasm. Gene Ontology annotation, biological process: protein deneddylation. The transcript is spliced from 5 exons. Gene Ontology annotation, molecular function: protein binding; metallopeptidase activity; deNEDDylase activity.